Drosophila busckii is the source of this 989-nucleotide messenger RNA. It is a transcript of the gene P5cr, whose product is annotated as pyrroline-5-carboxylate reductase 1, mitochondrial. The record is from RefSeq and is a predicted model, not a curated record. Gene Ontology annotation, biological process: L-proline biosynthetic process. Lineage: Eukaryota; Metazoa; Arthropoda; Insecta; Diptera; Drosophilidae. The transcript is spliced from 2 exons. The coding region runs from base 78 to 914 and encodes 278 amino acids. Gene Ontology annotation, molecular function: pyrroline-5-carboxylate reductase activity.
CACACUGUUUGAUAAGAGAAACAAUAUUGCAGUAAGAAUCUCAAUUAAUAAUUUACUUACUGCCUAUAGUUGCAAUUAUGUCAAAGCUUGAUGAAAAAAUUGGUUUUAUUGGCGGCGGUAAUAUGGCAUUUGCCAUAGGUUCGGGCCUUAUACGCUGUGGUAUAGUAAAGCCACUGCAGGUAAUGGUAUCCGGACCACAUAUUGAAAAUCUGGCACGUUGGCGCGACAUUGGCGUCGCCACAACAGAUGAUAACAACGAAGUGCUCGAGUUGGCGAAUAUUGUCUUCAUCUGCGUAAAGCCACAUAUACUGGGUGACUGCGUAGCACAGCUUAAAUGCAAGCAUGUGCCUUCGGCUAAAGAUGCAAAGAAGCUGUUCGUCUCAGUCCUGGCAGGCACUACGUUGGAUGAUCUAGAGGAGAAAUUCAGCUUUAUGGAGGAGCCCAAAGUGAUACGCACUAUGCCGAAUACAUCAAUGCAAGUGGGCGAGGGCUGUACUGUCUACACAGGCAACGAGCGCGUUACGCCACAAGAGCUGGCCAAGGUGCAUUUGAUUCUAAACAGCUUGGGCUUGGCACAGCAAGUGCCAGAGUCUAUGAUUAAUGCAGCUACAGCUGUAGCUGGCUGCGGUCCUGCAUUUGUAUAUACUAUAAUUGAGGCUAUGGCUGAUGGCGGCGUCAAGCAGGGCUUACCCAGAGCAAUGGCUUUAAAGUUUGCAGCGCAAACAUUACUGGGCGCAGCUAAGACGGUGCUGCUCACCGAGAAGCAUCCAGCUGUGUUGAGAGAUGAGGUUUGCUCACCCGGUGGAGCUACCAUUGUAGGUGUGCAUGAGCUGGAGAAGGGCAAUCUAAGAUCUACUCUUAUCAAUGCAGUGGAAAAAUCUUCACAACGUGCAGCUGAGCUGGGCAAAAAAUAAAUUACAGGAAGAUACACACAGCUGUCGGCAGCUCUCUAUAUAAAAAUACAGUUCCAUUGAAAAUUUAUUAAACUU